AUCGCGAGAUCUAGAUUUAUGGUUUUCCCCGCCUUCCUCAGGAGGCGGAAGUCUCUCCUCAGUCUUUUCUCUUCCGCCGUGUCUUUGAGGUCAAAAUGAAGUUCAAUCCCUUUGUGACCUCUGACCGAAGCAAGAACCGCAAGAGGCAUUUCAAUGCCCCUUCCCACAUACGGAGGAAAAUUAUGUCUUCUCCUCUUUCGAAGGAACUGAGACAGAAAUACAAUGUCCGCUCCAUGCCCAUUCGAAAAGAUGAUGAAGUCCAGGUUGUUCGUGGACACUAUAAAGGACAGCAAAUUGGUAAAGUAGUCCAGGUUUACAGAAAGAAAUAUGUGAUUUACAUUGAGCGUGUACAGCGCGAGAAGGCUAAUGGUACAACUGUCCAUGUGGGCAUUCAUCCAAGCAAGGUGGUUAUCACAAGGCUAAAACUGGACAAAGAUCGCAAAAAGAUCCUUGAACGAAAAGCCAAAUCUCGCCAAGUAGGAAAGGAAAAGGGAAAAUAUAAGGAAGAAACUAUUGAGAAAAUGCAAGAGUAAAAAAUUACAUGAAUGUAAUUAAAUUGCUAGAAUGCACAAA
Messenger RNA from Antechinus flavipes (yellow-footed antechinus), 573 nucleotides. It is a transcript of the gene RPL26, whose product is annotated as ribosomal protein L26. Gene Ontology annotation, molecular function: RNA binding; structural constituent of ribosome. The transcript is spliced from 4 exons. The coding region runs from base 96 to 533 and encodes 145 amino acids. Gene Ontology annotation, biological process: ribosomal large subunit biogenesis; cytoplasmic translation. Lineage: Eukaryota; Metazoa; Chordata; Mammalia; Dasyuromorphia; Dasyuridae. The record is from RefSeq and is a predicted model, not a curated record. Gene Ontology annotation, cellular component: ribosome; cytosolic large ribosomal subunit.